AUGUUUCCAAGGACGACCCUUUGCCUCGCGUUAAUCGCAUGCCUCAACAUCGCUGCGACGGCGUCACAAUCAUCUUCUGAAUAUACCGGAUGCUCUGAGGAUUCCGAGAAAAUCGCGAUCAACUGGACAGAUGCAUCCACGGUUCUGGGCAGACCCGACACCUAUCUCGGAAAGCUGGCUGUACCUCUUGACUAUACGCUACCUCAAUCGGAGAACAACACACUCACCCUCAACAUCCUGAAAGUCAAAGCGACCAAAGAGCCUAAGUUAGGGGGUGUCUUGACGAACUGGGGUGGCCCUGGUUUGCCCGCAACCGAUUGGCUUUUGCAACAAGCUCGUUAUGUCCUUGACAUGACAGGCGGCCAAUACGACAUCAUCGGUCCCGAUCCCAGGGGCACUGGCACGACACUGCCCGUAGAUUGCUAUAUCGACGAGACGGAACGGAUGGUUGCGACGUUGCGUACACCAACGAGGACCAACUCAUCCGAUGUAGCGUUGGGUGCUGUUUGGUCUUACACCAAACAAUACGCGGCACGAUGUUUCCAGAACGAGGCAGUAAAUGGAUCGCUGAUGAGCACGGCGUUCGUUGCCAGAGAUUUCAUGAAGGUUGUUGAUGCUCUGACUGUGGAAGGCGAGGAUGGUCUUCUCCGGUACUGGGGAAUAUCCUACGGAGCAUAUCUUGGUCAAGUCCUAGCUGCUAUGUUUCCAGAUAAGGUCGAGCGAAUGAUGCUGGAUGGUGUUCUUAACCCGCUCGAGUAUCAGCAAGGAUGGGAGACCGGUCCAGCUGAAUCAGCGCCAAUUGCCUUGAGACAGUUUACCGAACAGUGCAUCGAUGCUGGCCCCUCAUGUCCCCUCUUUCGCCCCAACAUUUCUUCCGACUCGUUAUACGACCAAAUCCUACACCUGAGCGAAGAAGCCAAACGCGAGCCAAUCGUUAUGGGUCCCAACGUCACCACCGAUAUCGUCACCUACGAGAAGAUCGCUGAGGCUAGUGACACCGCUCUGCGCAUGGGUUUGGCAUCCGGGUCUUACUUGGCAGGCUAUCUCAACAGCAUAAUGAUCCGCGAUAGUCCAGAAUACAACCACACCCAAUAUCUGUUGAACCGCGCCUUCAUCAUACAGGACGCAGCGAUCAAUGCAGACAACACGCAGCUCAUCCGCUGUUCCGAUGCCAUGUUCCGUGCCGACGAGCUCGCCGAUAUCGAGAAACGUGUCCAGCACGUAACGGAGUUGGGUGAUUGGAACAGCGAUUACACUGUCGGCGCGUAUAUUAUGUGCUCGCUAUGGAAGGUUAAGGCGAAAGAGCGGUACGAGGGUGACUUCAAGGCGAAGACGAAGAACCCCGUGUUGCUCAUCGGUUCGCCAUAUGACGUUCGCACUCCGAUCUCUGGGGCUUAUGCGGCGAACAAGACGCUCGAAGGAAGUGUUGUGCUUCAGCACAAUGGUCUCGGAGUGAGUUAA
Molecule: messenger RNA, 1461 nt
Organism: Alternaria conjuncta
Lineage: Eukaryota; Fungi; Ascomycota; Dothideomycetes; Pleosporales; Pleosporaceae
Exons: 4
Coding region: 1-1461 (486 amino acids)
Source: RefSeq, a predicted model, not a curated record